Verruconis gallopava is the source of this 793-nucleotide messenger RNA. RefSeq lists its product as uncharacterized. Lineage: Eukaryota; Fungi; Ascomycota; Dothideomycetes; Venturiales; Sympoventuriaceae. The coding region runs from base 49 to 750 and encodes 233 amino acids. The record is from RefSeq and is a predicted model, not a curated record. The transcript has 3 exons.
AAACGGGGAAGGCAAUCUUAUGAAAAAUUCGACAUUUCAUUUAAAGACAUGAAGAUCCAAGUCACUCUAUGGUCGUUUCUCUUGGCGCCUUCCCUUGCCCAGUACAACUAUGGUGCAAGUGGACUCUCCAGCACCAGUAGCUCGACAAGCACUGCGAAAAGCCAAGCUUCUGCGACUUCAAGCGCUGCAGCUGAGGUGCAGACAGUGACAUUAGGACAAAACGGACUCAAGUUCAGCCCAGAAUCAUUGGUAGUAUCUCCAGGAAACAAGGUGGUGUUCGAGUUCUAUCCUGGAGGUCACGCAGUGGCACAGAGCAGCUUUCAGGCGCCGUGUGUACCGCAAGACGCAUCUAGUAUCUUCAGUGGAUUUAUAGAUUCGAGCUCGGGGCCUGCAUCCAAAGUUUUCACAUUGACUGUAAACAGUACGGAUCCAAUUUGGCUAUACUGUCCGCAAGUAGGACAUUGUCAAGCUGGAAUGGUCGGCGUUAUCAACCCGCCAGCGAACGGACAAACCUUGGAUCAAUACCGCCUCGCAGCGGCCAACACAGGCCACAGCUCUGCUCCAUCAAAUGCACAAGGAGGGAUUCUCGGGCCUGCAAACAGUGCUACCACUUCGGCUUCCGGAACAAGCGGAAGCACGAGCACGCCUUCCAGAAGCGAUGGGACUAGUUUGAGAGGCUUUUCGAAAAAAAAUCUGAUUCACUCCUUCGUUGCAUCAGUGAUUGCUCUCGGAUUAUGCCUUCGUCUCUAAAAUUUACAUGCCUUACUUAGCUUAACGAUGUUACCUAUCAAGC